Molecule: messenger RNA, 1490 nt
Organism: Megalops cyprinoides (Indo-Pacific tarpon)
Lineage: Eukaryota; Metazoa; Chordata; Actinopteri; Elopiformes; Megalopidae
Product: type-2 angiotensin II receptor-like
Exons: 2
Coding region: 334-1452 (372 amino acids)
Biological process (GO): immune response; G protein-coupled receptor signaling pathway
Cellular component (GO): membrane
Molecular function (GO): G protein-coupled receptor activity
Source: RefSeq, a predicted model, not a curated record
UGAGACCAGCCUCCAAGCUGAAAAGCAAACUCCAUUGACUCAACAUCUUGAUUUGAUUUCUCCUUUUCUGCUCGGGUGUUUCGGCCGAGCUUCUGCCGACAGCAGCGCACUUAACCGGGAGUAUUGGAACUAGGGGAAAUGACACCCUCUCACCCCUGCUGUUGGCACAUGUCCAGCCUGUUGAUUUACAUGGGUGAAUUCCCCAUGGGCCGCUGAGUGGAUAUAAGACGGAACAUGAAGUUCCAGUAAUGACAGUCAGCCAAUGAGAUAAGGACCAUCAUUUGGCUCUCGGUGAACAGGGACAAGGAUCGCAAUCGUAGAGUAAGUGAAACUAUGGGGGUUCAAGUCGUUACUAUGGCGACAUUGCUCCUCCAUAACCUGUCGUCAGCGAUCACAUCAACAGCUGCCCCGUCUGUCAAUCAGUCGUGCCAAAACGUCUUACCCUCCCAGCACCACAACAAGCUCAUCUCCGCCAUCUACAGCAUCAUCUUCAUUCUGGGCUUUGUGGGUAACGGGCUUGUCGUGUUGGUGCUGUGCCAGAAGGCCAGCCGCAGGACAGUAGCCAACAUUUACAUACUGAACCUGGCGCUGUCUGACCUGCUGUUCCUCCUGAGCCUGCCCUUCUGGGCUGUCUACUACUCGUACGACUACAACUGGGUGUUCGGCUCAUUCAUGUGCAAGCUGUGCGGCAGCCUCCUCACCCUGAACCUGUACGCCAGCAUCUUCUUCAUCACCUGCAUGAGCGUGGACCGCUACCUGGCCAUCGUCCACCCGUUCCAGCUGCAGAGCCGGAGGAACCUGUGCCAGGCCCGCCUGUUCAGCUGCGCCGUUUGGGCCGUGGCCUGCCUCGCCACUCUGCCCACCAUGAUCUUCCGGGGCACUCACUACGUGCAAGAAAUGGAGGUGGUGGUCUGCGGCAUCCACUACCCGACGCCCGCCUGGGACAAGGGGCUGUCCCUCAUGAAGAACAUCCUGGGCUUCCUGCUGCCUUUCACUGUCAUAGCCACCUGCUACUGCUGCAUCGGCAGGCACCUCCUCGGAUCCCCAGGGCUGGACAAGACAACCAACAACCUGGACCGGGUCCUGAAAGUGGUAGUGGCUGUGGUGCUGGCCUUCUUCAUCUGCUGGUUCCCCUUCCAUGUCCUCACGUUUCUGGAUGCACUGUUCAGGCUUGGGGUAGCCAUCCCCUGCUGGGUGCGGCAGGGGAUUGAGGUGUCGCUUCCCUUCAUGCUGUGCCUGGGCUUCUCCAACAGUGCUGUUAACCCAUUCCUCUACUGCUUUGUGGGAAACCACUUUCGCGAGCAGCUAUCCAGUCUCUAUGAGGCCCGGGUGUCUAGCCUGUCCCAGAAGAGGGGCUCUAUUAGCACCAGGUUGAGCUCUUUCUCCAGAAAGCUCAGUGACUUAAAGGACUUAGGACCCGUGGAGACUCAGGGACAACAUACUACCCCCUAGUGGAGAAACUAGAGGAGAACACUCCAAUUGUCCCCUUC